Messenger RNA from Hyaena hyaena (striped hyena), 2740 nucleotides. RefSeq names its product A-kinase anchoring protein 5 (gene AKAP5). Bases 250 to 1533 code for a protein of 427 amino acids. Gene Ontology annotation, molecular function: adenylate cyclase binding; GABA receptor binding; calmodulin binding. Gene Ontology annotation, biological process: positive regulation of adenylate cyclase activity. Gene Ontology annotation, cellular component: excitatory synapse; dendrite membrane; postsynaptic density. The record is from RefSeq and is a predicted model, not a curated record. NCBI's taxonomy places the organism in Eukaryota, Metazoa, Chordata, Mammalia, Carnivora, Hyaenidae. The transcript has a single exon.
UAAAAUAAAAAUCUAUCCCAUAAAGGGCUUUCAUGAAGAAAUUAAAGAGAGAAAUUACAAGUAAUAGAGAUACUAGGAAUUGUAUGCUGGAGAAACCACCUAAAAUUACCGUAUGGAGUAAGACAAAAGGAGUGAAUACAUCCGGAAGAAAUUUUACUUCGUAUGAUACUUUUGCCAUUUUUCUGUCAUAAAGGCUGCUAAGGAAGAAAGAAUAUAGUUUUCUAGAGAAAGAACGAGUGUAAUGUAAAAAUGGAAGCUGCAGUUUCUGAAAUUCAAGUCGAAAACAAGGAUGAGAAGAGACCAACGGAAGUUAGUCCUCAAGAUGAGCGGCAGGAGGAAAAAGCAUCAAUGCUUUGCUUCAAGAGAAGAAGGAAAGCAGCCAAAGAAAUGAAGCCCAAAGCUACCUCUAAAGCUGCUGAUGCAGCAAGAAUGUGUCCCCCAGAAGCAGGAGCUUCUGAUCAGCCACAGCCCCCCAGGGGGACCUGGGCCUCAAUCAAACGUCUUGUAACACACAGGAAAAGAUCAGCAUCUUCAAAACAUCAGAAGCCCUUUGAGGCUCAAGUGCAACCUGAAAUCAGUGCUGAGGAUGCUGAUCUUUCUAAGAAAAAGGCAAAAUCCAGACUUAAGAUUCCCUGCAUAAAAUUCUCAAAAGGAGAGAAAAGAAGUAAUCAUUCCAAAAUUAUAGAAGACUCUGACUGCAGCCUCCGGGUCCAGGGAGAGGCUGAACGUUUGGGUACAGAAGCUCCAACCCAAUCCCAGGCAGCCACGCCCAAGUUGCCCCAGGACGUGAGUAAAGAUGUCUCAGAGAAAGGGGGCGAUGAGGUCUGUGAGCCAAAUGCGAGCAACCGCACAACUGCACCUGGGGAAAAAGUGAUUGCCGUGGAACUUGGGUCAGACACGGGGCAUUCUGCCAUCCACACGGGAACUCUGGUCCUUGAAAGAGAUACUGAAACGACAGAGGAAAAGCAAAGUGUUCAACCCCAGCCGGCAGGCCCGCUUGAAACUUCAGAAACACAACAUCAACUACCCGAGGUUUCAGAUGUUCCUCUGUCACCUGCAACCCCCGCUCAGCAAAUCGUGGAAGAGGCCAAAACCAAUAUCCUAGAAAGUGGACCAAAUCAGGAACAGCCUGAAAGUAGAGAGAUUGUUGCUAAAGGGAGUGAGCCAAAAGAUACUGACCUGAGCCAGGAAUCAGAGCUUAGAGGAAAUGAGGUCACUGCAGAGAAACCAAAACCAGAAGAAAGCAAAAGAAUGGAGCCGAUUGCUAUUAUUAUUACAGACACUGAAAUCAGCGAAUUUGAUGUUAAGAAAUCUAAAAACGUCCCUAAGCAAUUCUUAAUUUCAAUUGAAAAUGAGCAAAUAGGGGUUUUUGCUAACGAUAGUGGUUUUGAGGGCAGAACUUCAGAACAAUAUGAAACCCUCUUAAAAGAAACGGCUUCUUCUCUUGUCAGAAAUGCUAUCCAAUUGUCUAUAGAACAGCUGGUUAAUGAAAUGGGCUCUGAUGAUAAUAAAAUAAACAAUCUUCUGCAGUGACUUAAUUUCCAGAUCAUGGGAGGAAAAAAAAAGCUUAAUGCUGAAUUAUUUUACAUAUUUGUGGCAUUUCUUACUCAGUAACAAAUGAGAGAUUUAUUAUCUGUGGAAUUUAAAGGUACAGCUUCAAUUCAGAAGUGCUAAAGAAUUAAGUUCAUAAAACCCUUCCUCCCCCUGAGAUGUAGUCACUUCUGGAUGAGAGGAAGCCCGUACAGAUUGCAGUGCACAGUGACACACAGGGAGUUGUGAAAAUGACAUGUGGAGAUUGGGCUGCUUGGGGAAGGAAGCUGUAUUAAUUGAGCGCUUAUGGUAUGACAUAAACUCUUUUCUGUUCUCUGAUGUCAUAAAGCCUGGUUUCCCUUUGACAGUUCGAUCCUGUGUAUAGGUAAACAUCACAUUCGAUUUUCAAACCUUUUCUUUUCCCCCACAGUGCACUUUGAUGUUUAAAAUGGUGAAUAAGGUGAGCUGUUUUGGUGAAUGUGUGAUUUAUAAUUGUUAUACACUCAUAGGCAGUAGUCUUACCUCAAAAAAUAUGGCCUUUUCCCAAUUUCAGCAGAAUGUGCAUAUUUGAAUUAAACAUGAGUGUUUUUCUAGUCAUGCUUAAAUACUGUACAAAAGCCAUUCACAAUUUACUUCAAACAGACAGAUAAUUACCAAGUGCAAGGGCGUAGACACAGGCAGGGCAUUCUCUCUCUCCGUCUCCUGCCUCCAGCAGACCUGUAUAAAGCCAUUUCUGCAUGGGGUCGUCGUCUACUGAAAUGUUUAGAAACAAACAAAACCCAAAAAGCUAAACAAGAGCAACAGCAAAAACAAAAAGAGCGAGAUCAUUGUUUUCCAUCCAGGGGAAGGUGAACUGCCCCAGGAACAAAUUCUCUCAGAGAACGUAGGAUUCAUCUUGCAAGAUUGCUUCUCUGGAGACCAUAUCCAUCAACCCCUCCUCAAAGAGGGAAUGUGAAUUCAAAGCCAGCCUGGCAGUAAAGGUACUAGGAAAUCAUAAUAACCUAGUGAAAAUAUUAUUCAUUCUUGACCAAGGAUGAGCCAAGUACAUAGUUGAAUAGAAAGUGAAAAGUUAUCACUAAAGCACAUUGUAUUUUAAAUGUCACUGUUCUCUCAUUGUGCCCAUGUGUCGAGAUAACCAGUAACAAACAUUUUACAUGGAUUUUGAAAAAUAACUUUUUCAUCAGUAUUUUCAGUCCAACUAAUCCCUUAC